Molecule: messenger RNA, 405 nt
Organism: Enterospora canceri
Lineage: Eukaryota; Fungi; Microsporidia; Enterocytozoonidae
Source: the annotation of a GenBank genome assembly
AUGGAUAACGCGGCGAUUCAUCGUUAUCGUGGUCUUACGUCAGUCCUUGAUGAGUUGGGGAUUCAAACCCUCUAUCACCCUCCUUACUCUCCGUUUUUAAAUCCUAUUGAAAACGUUUUUUCCGUUUGGAAGAAUAUGGUCAGUGGGUCGGAGUGUAUGUCGGAGGCGGACCUGAAGCAAGUCAUUACGACAACCUUCAACAACUUGGAUAACGACAUUUGCGAAGGUUUCUACCGCAAAAUGAUCAGUUAUCUGAAUAAGUCGAUGGACCAAGUCCCUUUUUCCCCAUUUCAGUUUAAGGUCCCUUUUUCCCCAUGGUAUUUUAGAUCAAGUCCCUUUUCCCAUGGCAUUUUCUUACUAAGAAUAAAUUGCUGUAAUCUAUUGAAUCCUAAGAAGCUCAAAUAA